Messenger RNA from Schistocerca serialis cubense, 3942 nucleotides. RefSeq lists its product as uncharacterized. Gene Ontology annotation, cellular component: nucleus. The record is from RefSeq and is a predicted model, not a curated record. NCBI's taxonomy places the organism in Eukaryota, Metazoa, Arthropoda, Insecta, Orthoptera, Acrididae. The coding region runs from base 122 to 2161 and encodes 679 amino acids. The transcript is spliced from 11 exons.
UUUGUUGUUCCUACAAGAUUUGAUUUGGGCGCGAAGUCGGUGGAACUUUAUAUAGAAAAGGAAGCUGUUAUUGUGGUUUUGUAGUGUUUUGUGUAUUUGUUUUUAAUGCACUCGGAUAAAUAUGAGUAAGGAUGACUGGAUCAAGAAAUUAGAAGCCAAACGUGGAAGAGAUUCAUUGACUUGCAUCUUCUGUCACUCGGAUGUGGAAGAAGAUUGUCAGUAUGGGAAGCUGUACUGCAGAGGAAAAAUCACUGUGCAUUACUUUUGCUUACUUCUGGCUACCAAGUUGGAUCAAAAGGGAAAUGAUCGAGAAGGAAUUCUUGGUUUUCUGCUUAAAGACAUUGAAAAACAGAUCAACGCAGCAAGAAAUGUGCGUUGCUGCUAUUGCAACAGAGGUGGUGCAACUGUGUAUUGCUGUGGAAACACUUGUAAAAAGGUUUUCCAUCUGCCUUGUGGACUUAAAGAACAAUCCUUCCAUGAGUUCUAUGGACGUUUUCGGUCAUUUUGUAGUACUCACAGGCGAACACAAGUGGUUGACAAAGCAACACUGAUUGAUGCUGCCAAAGUUCCUCAAAUUUGUACAAUUUGCUACGAAACUGUAAUUCCAAAGCCUUCGCCAGGUACCUUGUGGGCACCAUGUUGCAAGAAGAAUGCGUGGUUUCACAAGACAUGUGUUCAGAUGCUUGCAUUGAAUGCUGGAUACUUUUUUAAGUGCCCAUUGUGCAAUAAUAAAAGGAUGUUUCAUUCCAGUAUGAAGAAAAAUGGAAUAUUCAUACCUGAACAAGAUGCUUCCUGGGAGAGGGUCCCACAUGCUUUUGAUGAUAUGUACACAACUUACCAGCACUGCGAUGCGGUGGAAUGCCAUUGUAAGAAAGGACGCUCCUACUGUGAACGACGAACGGUGUUUGAAAUAAUUGUGUGCAAGUACUGUGGAUCACAAGGUGUACAUAAGAAAUGUGGAGAACUUAACAUAAGAGAUAAAGAGUGGGGAUGCCCACUUUGCACUAAUGCCCUGACAUCAGGACACUCGCGGUCCACCUCAACUGCAUCAAACGCAGCAAACUCAUGCUCGGAUUUCACUUUCAAUGUGCAGGAUUUCUUUUCAUCAAGUGUUUCAAGACGUUUCCUCCCACAAGUGAGACUUGAAAGAAAAUUGAAUGUGCCGCCAUCAGUUCGGAUCGGAGAGGCAAGCUUGAAAAUUUUGAAGGGAUCAUAUCAGUCACGUGAAAGAAGUAAUGAAAUUACUUGUCCUUCAAAACCUCAGGUGGUUCAGUGUGAUCAAAACUCCUUACAGUCCAAAAGUGAUUUAUCAGUUCCUGGAUGUCCUUUGUGGGAACAAGAAGCAGCACAGUCAUGUGCUCCAAAGAAGACAGAUAAUUGUAACAGAAAAUUGAUAGGUGGGUGUAAGGUAAAAGGAAAAUGUGGGAAGAAAACUAUUUCUUCUGACAGCCAGAGCGGCUCAGCCACUGGAACUAUCUGUUUAAAAAAGAAAAGUGAUGUCAGGGGUUUGAAACGUACACAAUGUGCUAAAAACCAGACAAGUCUGUCAACAUAUACAGAAACAUCAAUGAUGACUUGUCACUAUACACGAGGUGCUAAAAACAGGAGAAGUCUGUCAAAAUAUUCAGAAACAUCAACGAUGAUUUCUCACAAUAAUGUUAAUGAUUUGCCAUUCUCUGUUCAGAUAGAUAACAUGCGUCAGUCACCAUUCCGUAUAGACAGGCCAAUGUCUUUUUCUCCAGGUUCUGCAAACUUCUUUUCUCCAGGUUCUGCAAACUUCUUUUCUCCAGGUUCUGCAAACUUCUUUCCUCCAGGUACUGCAGACUUCUUUCCUCCAGGUGCUGCAGACUUCUUUCGUUCAGGUUCUGCAGACUUCUUUCGUUCAGGUUCUGCAGACUUCUUUCCUCCAGGUUGUGCAGACUUCUUUCGUUCAGGUUCUGCAAACUUACAGAAUUUUAGAACACAUGAUGUUGUACCUACAGAUGUGGCUUUGCCUGAAAGUAAAAAAGUUAAGAAAGACAAAAUGUGUAGCCCAAACACAUUUACACGAGAGUUAAAGGACCUGGGUGUUAGAAGAAAACAUGUUUAUUUGACUAGAGGAAUGAGUUUCACCAGGUCAGGCAAUUUCAUACCUACCUUAAUGCUGAAGAACAGAAUUUGAAGGGCACAAUUGUAUGAUGGUUACAAUAUUGAAAAAUGUGUCAUCUUGGUUUGGUGAAGAAAUCUGUAGGUGAUAGUUUGUGUGAAGUUUAUUUAAUUGACAAUAUAAUUUUAUUUAAUUGACAAUAUAAUUUUAUUUAAUUGACUAUAUAUAUAUAAUUUCAUGACAUUACUGAUUUCUACUUGUUAUCAUCCAUCUUGAGAUGAUAAUAAAUGAAGCAGUAUACUUAAAAACUUAGACUUGUCAAUUCCAUGGAAUUUAAAACUAAAAUGACAAAUACUGAAACUGUUAGUUGAUGUAAGAAAAGGACACUUGAUCAUGGCAUGCAUGAUAAAAGAUGUAACCAGUCCCCAGAUUAUGGCCAGACAAAAUGUUACUGUGCCAGUAGGAAAGAGGGGUGUCAAACAUCUAAUGACAGAUGUAAAUUUGAUUUUAAAGUCUGCAAAAAUUACAAUAACUAAGAGGACACUGUGUUCGCUAACUUUCCAUACAAGAAGGAAAAAAUCUGCAAGCAGUGGAAAAGGGCCAUGUUGCCAUACCAUGAUAUGUACCUGCAGGAUAAAGUUGAAGAUAAUGCUGCUUAAUUUAUUAAAGUAAGAUGAUGCCCAAUGACUGGUAGAAACUUGUAAUGUUAUGAAACUGUAAUGGCUGUGGCAGUGAAAUAGACUUUGUAUACAUUUUUGUUAAGUCAUGAAUGUUUCUACAGUGACAACAAAUCAGUUUAUAUUGUAGAAACAUUUUAUGGUUUGGCAAAUAUAUAUGUAUCCACUGCGUACAGAAAUUUUCUUCUUGUCUGGAUAGUUGACAAAAUCAGUCCCCUCUUUGCCUUCUCACAAUUUAUGCAUGUUGUUGCUUUGUCCUUUUAAAGUCGAGUUACGAGUGUCCAUAGUCUUGAAAUUCUCUCUCUCUCUCAUGUUGUUGGUUAUUAAUCCUAUGUAGGUGACCAUGCAUGAUCAGUAUGAUGUUAGUUUUAAACCCCAUGUAACUGUACAUGAUUACCAUGUAGUUAGUUAUAAAUCCCAUGUAGUUGACCACACACAACUUUCACACAUACAGGGUGUUUAAGCAGGCUGCUUCAUUUUUGUACUCUAAGAUAUGAGAUGAUUGGUUGAAACUAAUAAUGUUGUGUGUGUGUGUGUGUGUGUGUGUGUGUGUGUGUGUGUGUGUGUAAAGUUCCAAUAUUGCUCAUAUGAUACCAAUGACACGGGCUACAUCAGUAUCUCAGUAUGUGAACUGUAAAGUGUGUUAAAGUAUUCAUAAUUUUACAGGUUUAUUGUUUAAUUGACUUUACAGAUUGAUUGUUAGAUGAUUUCCAUUUCUUUUGAAUACUGUUUUAGUUUUCAGACCCAUACUACAUUUUUGUUUUAAAUGCACUUUCCCGUUUUUAUUGUAAAUGUGAUUUACCUCCUUGUUUGAAAUGUGUUUCAUUGUUUUGUUUGAAGCAUUUUUUUUUAAGUCAGGGAAUAUUUAUAUGUUGACAAUAAAUAUGGCGGCACAAGCCUUGGUAAUUUGUUACUCUUCCAAAUGUGUUCAUAAUUUAUUUCUUAGCUUUAAUGUUAACAUUUUGUGUUUUCAUAUCUUAUUGGUAAUUCAAAAACAAAAUUACCCACAAUUGUUCAAUAUUUUUAUUUUCAUAAAAUCAUAAUUGUCAAACAGUUGGUUGCACCACUUGAUGCCACGUCCUGUCAAAACAGUUGUAAUGUAUUUUUAAUAAUUAUACCUUUCAUGAAUGAGAUAUGUCUAUGUACAAGAAACACAAAAUAAAAUAAUUUAAAAAUUAA